CGCGGCAUUUACUUUUAGAUUGUCACUUGAUUCCGAUGCUAGGAGUGAGGCGCGGUAGAAAGCUAACCGGUUUAUCACAGAAUCAGAUGCUAACGAUUUACACUCACGGAUUUCAUUUGAAAACAUUCGUCUGCUGUAAAAUUCUGAUUACAAUAGUACAUUAUUACCUUUAGCUGUGAUUGAGCAUCGGGUCGUCGGCCUGUUUAAUGUUCAGUGGCCUAUUAAUUCAACACCGGCAACAUCUUAACAUGCAUCGGCUUCACAACGUUGACUUUCGGUCGUUAGUCGCAGGUGCAGUUAAUCAGUCGUCUGUUCUUUUACGGUCGAAGUCAGUGGAAUCAUCAGGUAUAGUCAGCUUGAUUCGAUUGAUAACUCAGGGGCCGGUAGAGCAGUAUGGCUUGAAGCGAUUCAGCACAGCUGAGGCUACGGUGGAAGCACAACACAGUGGCAAGAUUCGGGAGAAGACCUUGACUAUGGAGACCCUGAACCCGCAGGUGAAAGCGGUGGAGUACGCUGUGAGAGGACCAAUUGUCACCAAGGCUCGUGACAUCGAGAGAGGUUUACAGCAGGGCGUCAAGCAACCCUUCCAGGAAGUCAUCAAGGCAAAUAUUGGAGAUGCACAUGCCAUGGGUCAGAAACCAAUCACCUUCCUCCGCCAGGUGGUGGCUCUCUGUUCCUUCCCUGAGCUGCUGGACAGCCCCAGCUUCCCAGAGGACGCCAAGCAACGCGCCAGACGCAUCCUGCAGGGCUGUGGGGGACAAAGCCUUGGGUCCUACACAGCCAGCCAGGGGGUGGACUGCAUCCGCCAGGACAUUGCUGCCUACAUCGAGCAGAGGGACCAGGGGGUCCCAGCCAACUGGGAGAACAUCUACCUCACCACGGGGGCCAGUGACGGCAUUGUGAGCAUCCUGAAGAUGCUGGUGUCUGGCCAGGGCCGGUCCCGUACUGGUGUGAUGAUCCCCAUCCCCCAGUACCCCCUGUACUCUGCAGCCCUUACAGAGAUGGAGGCCGUCCAGGUGAACUACUACCUGGAUGAGGCCAACUGCUGGGCUCUGGACAUCAACGAGCUGCACAGGGCCUACAAGGCUGCCAAGAAGCACUGCCAGCCCAGGGUCAUCUGUAUCAUCAACCCUGGCAACCCCACAGGCCAGGUCCAGAGUAAGAAGUGCAUAGAGGAAGUCCUGCACUUUGCCUACGAGGAGAAUCUGUUUGUCAUGUCUGAUGAGGUGUAUCAGGACAACGUGUACUCUCCAGACCAUAAGUUCCACUCCUUUAAGAAGGUGCUGUAUGAGAUGGGCCCAGAGUACUACAACAGUGUGGAACUGGCCUCCUUUCACUCCACCUCCAAGGGCUACACUGGGGAGUGUGGUUUCCGAGGGGGUUAUAUGGAGGUGAUGAAUCUGGAUCCGGAGGUCAGGGCCCAAAUGGUGAAGCUGCUGUCUGUGCGUCUGUGUCCUCCAGUCUCUGGACAGGCAGCCAUGGACGUCAUCGUCAACCCCCCACGCCCAGAGGAACCCUCCUACCCCCGCUUCCUCAAGGAGAAGAGUACAGUGCUAGGGGUCCUGGCUGAGAAGGCCAAGAUGACGGAGCAGAUCCUGAACUCGGUCCCGGGGAUCCAGUGUAAUCCAGUGCAGGGAGCCAUGUACGCCUUCCCUCAGAUCUUCAUCCCCCCGCGCGCCGUGGACGAGGCCAAGAAUCGGGGGAUGCCAGCUGACAUGCUGUACUGUCUGAGACUGCUAGAGACGACCGGCAUCUGUGUCGUACCAGGAAGUGGUUUCGGACAGAGAGAAGGGACCUAUCACUUCAGAAUGACCAUCCUGCCCAGCACUGAGAAGCUCAAGAUUCUCCUGGAGAAGGUACGAGAGUUCCAUAUCAAGUUCCUCAAGGAGUAUUCAACAUCACAGGAUGACCCUCAGAGAUAAAUGCGCUGAGGAGAACCACAGCGGAACCCGCUAGAACCCUCAAGUAGAACCCUAACUUGACAAUGCUCGGUACUGACACCAAGUCAGCUUGACAUAAUUAGUUGUGUGGAGUGAAAACGAUUACAACCGUUUAUUUCCUAUUCUGAAUCUGUUUGCUUGAAGAUGAAUCUGUUUGGAGGACCUUAUGUUAUGUAUGUUACAGAUGCUGCGCCUUUGAUGUCUGAUUUGUGGUCAAACAUUAAGGACAAACUACUGUCUUGAGAUGUCAACGACAAGACAACACAAUGUUGUUGUUCACUAAAAGCUGCUCUCCUAAACGAGGACUAACCCAAAUUAUUGUUAGUAUUAUUAUUAUCAUUAUAUUACUUGGAUAUUUUUACAAUUACAUAUCUGUCAACCUCAAGGACCCAAAAUCCGGCCAACUGCUGACCCCUCCCACUCCCUUAGUCAAACAGGAGUGGGAAACAAGAGGUGGCUUAUCCAGGUCAGGGAGGACUUUGUGAGACCCCUGACCUUGCUCAGGGCCAAAAUAAUAACCACUUAGAACAUAAUGUUCUUUCCAGACGCAGAACAGCAUCUCUCUGUCGGGCCUUAGAAGGUCUGGGUGGUAUGUGGUCCGGUAUACUGUCCACAACACCAGGUCUGUGGGCUUCCCGACGCGGGGACCACAACUUAAUGUCUCUGUGAGUCCUGUCAUUUCAAAUCUGCGGGUGGAACGAGUCUAAACUUGAUAUGAACUGGUGUUACUUUUAACUGAGUCUUGCUGGCAUCUGGUCAUUAUUUACAUGGCUGGAUCCCCAGGAUUCACCCCUGGUAGUUUACAGUUCUAGAAGACACAAGAAGGUUCUAGAAUACUCAAGGUGAGGUUCUAGAACACGCAAGGUGGGGGUCUCUAAGAUUCUCUGGGUUUCUAGACCUACAGUAUUACGUCAUAAUGUGCAUAUUGUUCCUGACGUUUGUUUACACUCCAAACUGAUGGUGACUUGAACCGGGCAUCUUGUUUGUGAUCAUGUGCACUUUAGAAAAGGGAAGACUCGUCUAGCAGGUAGCUUAGCUGCAAGACAAUGUCCUUGCUGAUAUCCCUCACUUUAAAAGCAGUGAUGAAAUGGUUUCCUUAUUCAUUCAUUUAACGGCCUUUGGUCCUGCAGAAUAAGCCUUUAACAAAUGUUUGUUGAAUGUUGAAGUCGAAUAUUCAUCUGAUCCACAAACCUAAGCUCAACCUGAUUCUGCUUUCUUGGUGCAAUCAAAGCACCACGCACACAUACGUUAUUCUCUUGCAGUACAAGAAUGUACUACUACUAAUACUGUAUUUGCGAUGGUACAUACUAAUGCCACACAUUAAUGUAGAAAACUCAGUCUUGCAUAUUCUCCAAUACAAAUGAAUAGAGGUGCUUUAUUUUGUGUAAAAUCAUACGCAUUCAUAUUGUAUCUAUUUUUGUAUGCAGUUCAUCAUACUGACACUGAAGAUGGUGCAGAGUUAUGUAUACAUUGGCAUUUUUAGAGCAUUAAUCAAUUCUAAUUUAAGAAAAUAUAGUUUUGGACCAUUCAACAAAGACAAGUUGCCUUUAUUGGCAUCAAUCCAUCUCUUUACUUUGGAGAAUUACUUGAAUGUGUUGUACAUAUGUAUUGCUUGCAGUAUCUCUUUGUAUUGAAUAUUAAUGUUUUGAUUUUGUAUACCUGGUUUCUACUAUAUCAUCUGUAUCUGUUAUGAACUGAGGAAAGAAACUGACAAGUGGGGGUUUGGGUUGGUAAUGAAUAUGAGUUAACUAGCUUCUUUUUAAACCGAGGACUGACUGUACAACUUUCUCUAGACUUUGACUAUACCUUUUUAAUAUGUUGUCUUAGAUACAAUUAACAUUUGCCCAUUUUGUUGAAUUAAUUUGUAUUAGGUUUUUUUCUAUAAAUAAAAACUAGUUUGCAGUCCA
Molecule: messenger RNA, 3847 nt
Organism: Hypomesus transpacificus
Lineage: Eukaryota; Metazoa; Chordata; Actinopteri; Osmeriformes; Osmeridae
Gene: gpt2
Product: glutamic pyruvate transaminase (alanine aminotransferase) 2
Exons: 11
Coding region: 207-1922 (571 amino acids)
Biological process (GO): biosynthetic process
Molecular function (GO): pyridoxal phosphate binding; L-alanine:2-oxoglutarate transaminase activity
Source: RefSeq, a predicted model, not a curated record